AUGGUCCACGCUGAAAACACAACUGAAAACACUCUUGCUACCACCAACAAUGUCACAUCUACUGAUGUUGAGGAUUUGAAACGCACUCGCUCCGGUUCAUUCAGCCUGCCUAAAGCCAAGGUACUCCGUCCAUUCAACACAAGCGAAGUCAAGAUUUUGUUAUUGGAGAAUGUCAAUGAAACUGCUGUCAGUGCUUUCACCAAGCAAGGUUAUCAGGUUGAAACCUACUCCAAAGCUUUGGUCGGCGAUGAGUUAAUCGAAAAGAUUCGUGAUGUUCAUGUCAUUGGUAUUCGCUCAAAGACUAAGCUUACCAAGCAAGUCUUGGAGCAUGCAAAGAACUUGCUGGCUAUCGGUUGUUUCUGUAUUGGUACAAAUCAAGUUGAUCUCCAAGCUGCUGCUAAACAAGGUGUUGCCGUGUUCAACUCGCCUUUCAGCAACUCCCGUUCCGUUGCCGAACUUGUUAUUGGUGAAAUUAUCAUGCUUGCUCGUCAGUUGGGCGAUCGUAAUAUGGAGAUGCAUCAAGGUAUCUGGAACAAGGUCUCCAAGGCAUGCUAUGAAAUCCGUGGCAAGGUCUUGGGUAUCGUUGGCUAUGGCCACAUUGGUGCGCAAUUGUCUGUCCUGGCUGAAGCUAUGGGUAUGACAGUCUACUUUUAUGAUGUGCUCCAAAUCAUGCCUCUUGGUCAAGCCAAGCCUUUGGAAAGUCUUGAUGAACUUUUGGCGAUUGCUGACUAUGUUAGUUUGCAUGUUCCUGAAACCGAAGAUACCAAGAACAUGAUUGGUGAGCAUGAGCUCAAGCAAAUGAAGGAGGGUGCUUACUUGCUGAACAAUGCUCGUGGCACUGUUGUUCAGAUCCCUGCUCUUACAAAGGCUCUUCAAUCCGGCCGUCUUGCUGGCGCUUGCGUCGAUGUUUUCCCCAAGGAGCCUGCCUCCAAUGGCCCUCAUUUUGAUUACUACCCUGAAUUAUUAGCAUGCAAGAACCUGAUAUUGACUCCUCACAUUGGUGGAUCAACUGAAGAAGCUCAGCGCAUGAUUGGUAUUGAAGUCUCUCAAUCUCUUACAAAAUACAUCAACGACGGCACCUCACUGAAUGCAGUCAACUUCCCAGAAGUCGACUUGCGUGCUAUCCGUGAAGACGACAAGAAUACGGUUCGUGUGCUUUACAUCCAUCAAAACAUCCCCGGUGUACUCAGGGAAAUUAACGAAAUUUUUGCUGACCACAAUGUCGAGAAGCAAUACUCUGAUUCUAAGGGUGAUAUUGCUUACGUGAUGGCUGAUAUUGCUGAUGUUACCGACCUCAAGAGUCUAUACAGUGCAAUUAUCCAGACCCGUGCCAACAUCCAAACUCGUAUUCUUUACUAG
Mucor velutinosus is the source of this 1359-nucleotide messenger RNA. RefSeq lists its product as uncharacterized. Bases 1 to 1359 code for a protein of 452 amino acids. The record is from RefSeq and is a predicted model, not a curated record. Gene Ontology annotation, molecular function: oxidoreductase activity, acting on the CH-OH group of donors, NAD or NADP as acceptor; NAD binding. The transcript has 4 exons. Lineage: Eukaryota; Fungi; Mucoromycota; Mucoromycetes; Mucorales; Mucoraceae.